UUGAAGAUAGACAGGUUGCUCGUUCUCCAGUGCUGCUAAGUUCUGCUGUGUAAGCCCGCUCACUGAAGACAAUGUCUGCUAAUUUCAAUCUGGCCUCUCUUCUGGAAAGUGGUGAAGCAGUUACCUUUGACAUGGAUGACUGGCUCUUCGAUGGCAUCGAUCUCCAUGAAGCGAACAACUCCGAGCCCAACAAUUUGACCUCCAGUGUGUGUGACCUGAAGGAGGGCCGGCAGUUUGAGGCGGUCUUCAUCCCAGUUCUGUACUCUGUGGCCUUGGUGGUGGGCAUCCCAGGGAAUGGGGUGCUUUUGGGGGUUCUGGCUCGAAGCAGGAAGAGCUGGAGUGUGACGGACACCUUCAUUCUCCAUUUAGCCAUUGCUGAUGUGCUGCUGCUGAUAACGCUGCCCCUGUGGACGGCACAGGACGCCCAAGGGGCCGGAUGGACGUUUGGUACUCCCCUCUGCAAGAUCACUGGCUCUGUUUUUACGAUCAACUUCUACUGUGGUAUUUUCCUGCUGGCCUGCAUCAGUCUGGACCGCUACCUGUCCAUCGUCCACGCCACCCAGAUGUACUCCCGCAGGAAACCCCAUCUCAUCCAGGCCAGCUGCUUGGCCGUGUGGCUCCUCUCGCUCUUCCUCUCCGUCCCCGACUGGAUCUUCCUGGAAGCUGUGAAAGACGCCAGGCGGGACAAAACCGAGUGCAUCCGCAACGUCUCAGAGUCCUGGCAUCUGGCGUCGCGCCUCCUUUACCACGUCGCAGGUUUCCUGUUGCCGUCACUGGUCCUGGUCUACUGCUACUCAUGCAUCCUGCAACGGCUGCGCUGCGGCUCGCAGGGCCUCCAGAAACAGAAGGCCUUCAGGGUCAUCGCCGCCGUGGUGGUGGUGUUCUUUCUCUGCUGGGUGCCGUACAACCUCACCCUCAUGGUGGACACCGCCUUUGCGGGAGACAAGAGUUGUGAGUUCAGAGCGUCUCUGGGGAAGGCCAUGAUCAUCACUCCCACUAUAGGCUACCUCCAUUGCAGCCUCAACCCCAUCCUUUAUGCCUUUGUGGGAGUCAAGUUCCGUCGUCAGCUCCUGGACAUCCUGAGGGCUCUGGUCUGCAAGCCCAAGCAGAGCGUCAAACUCCAGUCGGCUGUGAGCAGCAGGAGAAGCUCCUUGUGGUCCGACUCUGGGGACACUUCCAACUCCCUGGUUAUCUGAGACAGAAGCAUGCCACAGACCUCAUCAAAUCUCCUGAAAACUGUAUACAAAUACUUCUUCUUCUGUUGCUGUUCUUUGUUUGGGCUUCACACAAGCGCAUAGAUCUCUUCUUCUGAGCUUUUUUGUGGUAGAAAUACAAUAUUUUUUUCUUAGCUUUGUAAAAUGAAUGUCUUACUGUGCAUUUAAACUGACAACUGUAUAUACAUGUAUAUCAUACUGUAUAUUGGGCUCCAUCUAGUGAUACAACAAUUUUACAAAUGAAAUUACACUAUAGAUACGCAUCUAACCAUUUUCUGUACCGCUUGUCCUCACUUUUUUCGUGCAGGAGGUGGUGUACACCUGGGACAAACAACCAUUCACACCUAUGGACAAUUUAGAGUAGCCAAUUAACCUAACAUGCAUGUUUUCGGAAUGUGGGAGGAAACCGGAGUACCCGGAGAAAACCCACGCACGCACGGGGAGAACAUGCAAACUCCACACGGAGAGCCCAACGGAUUUUCGAACCCAGAUCUUGCCGAUCUCCUGACUGUGACUGUGUGGCCAACAUGCUAACCACUAGACCACCGUGCGGCCCAGAUUUUUGUGUUGUAGGUGAGAAAUCAUAUUAUUAUUAUUAUUAUUAUUGGUAUUGGCAUUUCAACGUUUUAAAGUUCUUACUGUUCUUUUUCACUGUUUGAAGUGGCCUUUUUUUUUGCAUUGGCCCGUGGCACAUUUUAAUUCAGUUAAUGAAGUGAAUUAAGUUAUGACAAUACAGUCCUAUAUUACAAGAAGACAAUCUAUAAAAGAUUAUUUAAGGAGAAAGACAGAAAAACAACAGCAAAAUGGGAAAAAAUGAGCAAAUACCUAAAU
Messenger RNA from Dunckerocampus dactyliophorus (ringed pipefish), 2045 nucleotides. It is a transcript of the gene cxcr3.1, whose product is annotated as chemokine (C-X-C motif) receptor 3, tandem duplicate 1. Gene Ontology annotation, biological process: chemotaxis; regulation of leukocyte migration; immune response. Gene Ontology annotation, cellular component: membrane. The coding region runs from base 72 to 1196 and encodes 374 amino acids. NCBI's taxonomy places the organism in Eukaryota, Metazoa, Chordata, Actinopteri, Syngnathiformes, Syngnathidae. The transcript is spliced from 3 exons. The record is from RefSeq and is a predicted model, not a curated record. Gene Ontology annotation, molecular function: C-X-C chemokine receptor activity.